This is a messenger RNA of Lactuca sativa (garden lettuce), 1338 nucleotides long. Its product is annotated as F-box protein At1g30200. The record is from RefSeq and is a predicted model, not a curated record. Gene Ontology annotation, molecular function: protein binding. NCBI's taxonomy places the organism in Eukaryota, Viridiplantae, Streptophyta, Magnoliopsida, Asterales, Asteraceae.
GAUGAUUAGGGUUAGAAUGUCCGAUGAGCACACCUUCUAUUUUCUCUCUGUAAAAUGAGGAACCUCAAGAAAUCCCGAGAAGGGGAUGCAGAUGAUUCGUCUUCAAUCAGUCGUUUACCAGAUGAAAUUAUCCUCCAAAUAUUAAACAAACUAAUCGAUUUGAAAACCCUAUGCUUUUCCUAUCUGGUUUCCAGACGUUUCUCCUCGAUUGUACUUCAAGUCGAUGCCAUUACCAUUUCCUUCACUGCUCCUCUCGUAAAUCCUUCCAUUCCCGAUAAGAACACAGUCGCUGAUGUUGCCCCGCCUCUGCCUAAACUUUAUUCGUAUUACGGUGAGUCCUUUGUAUCUGCCAGUAACUUUUUGAGAAAGUUUAAAGGAGUGAAGUUGUUAUGUAUCGAACUUCCGCCUUCCCAUCGCAUAGCUAUUGGUAAUCGUUUUUUCGUCAAGUGGAAGGUUAAGUUUGGUAGCAGAGUCGAAUCGUUUAUAUUUCUGUCUCCGAAUUCAGUUUGUGAUAAGGAUGGAUUCUAUCUUUAUGGAAAUGGGGAUGACGAAGAAGAUAUCGAGUUAACAAUUGAUUCGAUUAAGCAAAAACGUCAUAUUUCGUUUCAGUGUCUGAGGGAGGCGAAUCUUUGGCAUAUGAUGUUGUUGGACUGCGCUAAUGGUUUCCCAAAGCUGGAGGAUGUCUCUAUUAUCGGUUCAGGGAGAAGAGAGAGGCUUUCUCUGAGUGGGGAAAAACUCAUUGAGGUGAAGGAAUGGUUACAUUCAGCUUCGAAAAGUGAGUUGGAAACUGAGUUAGCUCGUGUAGACGUUCUUGCUAGAGUGAGUGAGUGUUACAUUCCCGUUUUGAAGUUGCCUGUUUCAGGGUACGUGAUGAAGGGGGUAUUGUUAUGGUAAUGGGGAUGAAUAAUCUCCAAGUUGGAAAUGAUUUUCUUAUGAACAGUGAAGAUGGUAGUUUUGAAGACAAAGAAGAGGCUGCAUUAUACACUGAAGCUGUGAAGGAGAUUUUGGAGAAGCAUAAGGGUAUGAUGCUUACCAUUGUGCAUUCUGUAUGAAUCAGGUCCAUACUCUGAACCUCAUAACAAGGUACUGAUGCAAGUUCAAGUAACAACUAACAAGGGAAGGGAACAUAUUAGGUGUAGACUGGUAGAUAUUAAUUGAUAGAAAAAGAUAGAUAUGAUGGAAUCUUUAAAACAAGUAUUGAGAUGGAGUUACUUUUGAAGCAGAAUUAUCCCUAGAAAAGUAGUAACAUGUUUUGGUAUGCAAGUGAAACAAAUCACUACUACAUAACAUCUAUAUUUUGUAAAUCUAUAUAUAGUGAAGCUUGUUCAUCUGUUCUUA